Messenger RNA from Eucalyptus grandis, 1241 nucleotides. Its product is annotated as acyl-CoA--sterol O-acyltransferase 1. Gene Ontology annotation, biological process: lipid metabolic process. The transcript is spliced from 2 exons. Bases 37 to 1119 code for a protein of 360 amino acids. Lineage: Eukaryota; Viridiplantae; Streptophyta; Magnoliopsida; Myrtales; Myrtaceae. The record is from RefSeq and is a predicted model, not a curated record.
AGCUUCGCUAUUCUAGCCUGUGCCAAGUGACCAAACAUGGAGGGAGAGAUCAGCAACUUCAUGACGGUCUGGACCUUGGUGGUUAUCUCGCUCACCUACUGCCACACCAUCUCUAAGACCGUCCCUGCCGGAACGAGGAGGCUGUUGGCCAUUUCGCCGGUCAUCGUCCUCUUCUUCAUCCUCCCUCUUAGCCUCACCGCCAUCUCCCUCGGAGGCCUCACCUCGUUCUUCAUCGCUUGGCUCUGCAACUUCAAGCUCAUCCUCUUUGCCUUCGGCAAAGGACCGUUGUCACCUAGCCGGUCUUGCUCUUUGGCAUACUUCAUUCCCGUCGCCUGCCUUCCCAUUAAGAUUCACAACCCAGUUGAGAGCACCAAAAAGGAAGAGGGCCCGUGUUCGGAGAUCAACGAGAGAGGACUCAAAUCGCCCAUGAAUUACGUCGUCAAGUGCCUGGUGAUAGUUGCCUUUUUGCCUGCCUAUGAGGGGAAGGUUCGAGUUCAUCCGGUGAUCCUCAACUUGAUGUAUUUGGUGCACGUAUACGUGGGGCUGGAGGUGUCCCUGGCCGUGGUUGGAGCCAUGGUCCGAGCACUUACUGGCAUUGGGCUUGAGCCGCAAUUCGAAGAGCCGUACCUCUCGACCUCACUGCAGGACUUCUGGGGAAGGAGAUGGAACCUCAUGGUCACCAAUAUACUCCACCCUGCCGUGUAUUUACCUGUUAGGUCCAUUUCCAGCCGUUUGAUCGGGAGGAGGUGGGCCGCCCUGCCAGCAUCAUUUGCCUGCUUCCUGGUCUCGGCGCUCAUGCACGAGCUCAUUUUCUACUACAUCGGACGUAAGGAGCCGAGGUGGGAGGUCACCUCCUUCUUCCUCUUGCACGGCCUCUGCGUGGCCGCCGAGAUCGCAGCCAAGAAAGCACUCGCCGGCAGAUUCCACCUGCCGAGGGCGGUGUCGGGAGCGAUGGCGGUCGGUUUUAUCCUCGCGACGGCAUUAUGGCUGUUCCUGCCGGCCCUAUUGUGGUGCGACGCGGAGGACAAGGCGCGGAGAGAGGCCACUGCGGUCGUGGACUUUGUGAAGAGGACUUGGAGCGUCCUGGGAUACAGCUCCAUCAUGAAAGCGAGUAGGUGAUGGUAUUGAUUGUAGACUUGACGUGCAUCCGAGAUAUAAUUGAUGUUGAUUAAUAGCGAUAUAAAUGGUUCUUUUAGCUAAUUGUCAUCAAUUAAUAUCAGUCAUGUAAGGUAGAAUGGUCA